This is a messenger RNA of Phragmites australis (common reed), 1392 nucleotides long. Its product is annotated as pheophytinase, chloroplastic-like. The transcript has 7 exons. The record is from RefSeq and is a predicted model, not a curated record. Gene Ontology annotation, cellular component: chloroplast. NCBI's taxonomy places the organism in Eukaryota, Viridiplantae, Streptophyta, Magnoliopsida, Poales, Poaceae. The coding region runs from base 77 to 1216 and encodes 379 amino acids.
AACGAAGCCCCCGAACUCGCAGUCGCUCCCUCCCUCCCUCCCCGGAAGCCUUGCCUACCGUUCUGUUCAUCCGCCAAUGUCGGUCGCGUCCCUGGCAGCCCUCCGGACUGCCUCUGGCCGCCGCUGCGGCGCGCGUUCCCCCCGGAUCGGCCUCAACGGGGGCAGGUUCUUGAUGAUGCAGAGGAGGGAGCUCGUGACCAAGGCCGGGAUCGCGCUCUCCGUCUGCUGCUCGAUGCCAACCUCCUCCGCCUCGGGCAACGGCUCUGCUCGAGGGCUGGAGAUGUUGCCGUUCAAGGCGGACGGGUACAGCUUCUGGACGUGGAGGGGACGCCGGAUACACUACGUCGAACAAGGCGCUGGGCAGCCCAUCGUGCUCAUCCACGGGUUCGGCGCUUCCGCCUUCCAUUGGAGGUACAAUAUCCCGGAGCUGGCGAAGAAGCACAAGGUGUACGCCAUAGACCUGCUGGGCUUCGGCUGGAGCGAGAAGGCAUUAGUGGAUUACGAGGCCACCAUUUGGAUGGAGCAGGUCUCCGACUUCCUCAGGGAGGUCGUCAAGGAGCCAGCCGUCCUUGUUGGCAACAGCUUAGGGGGAUUCACCACGCUGUUCGCGGCGACCGAGGUGCCGGAGCUGGUCCGGGGCGUCGUCCUGCUCAACUCCGCCGGCCAGUUCGCCGAUCCAAACAAGCCGGCCGCUGCGCCGGCCGAGGAGGAGGAGAGCAACCCCGUGGCCAGGUUCAUCGUGAGGCCGCUCAAGGAAGCCUUCCAGCGGGUUGUGCUGGGGUUCCUCUUCUGGCAGUCCAAGCAGCCGGCCAGGGUCGAGAAAGUCUUGAAAAGCGUGUACAUAGAUUCUAGCAACGUCGACGACUACCUCGUCGGGUCGAUCACGGCGCCGACGGCCGACCCCAACGCCGGCGAGGUCUACUACAGGCUAAUGUCGCGGUUCAUGUCGAAUCAGAGCCGGUACACGCUGGACCGGCUGCUGGGGAAGCUGUCGUGCCCGCUGCUGCUGCUGUGGGGGGACUUGGACCCGUGGGUCGGCCCGGCCAAGGCCGCGCGGAUCGAGGAGUUCUACGCCGACACCACCGUCGUGCACCUGCAGGCCGGGCACUGCCCGCACGACGAGGCGCCGGAGCAGGCCUACAAGGCGCUGCUCGAGUGGCUCGCCGCCCUGGACGCCCGCGCCAAGCCGGCCGAGCCCAGCCUCCAGGCCGUCUGAUCCAUUUGAGGCUUAGCACACAGUAGUUACGUAAAAGAAUCAAGAACGCAACGGUGCGUAGCAUUUCAUUUGUAGUAUUUUGUAGCAAAAGGAAUUCUUAUUGUGAUCCCCAUGUAGCAAUUUUUCGAGCUUCCGGUCACUUUCUCUUCUCUGGGAAAUAAACGCAGUUAUGUUAA